CGGAAGUGGAGCUGCGCGCGCCCGGUUGGCUGUCGGGAGGGGCCGGCGAGGGAAGCCGGCAGCUGGCGAACCGCAGAGAGGCUCGUCGCCUGGGCGAGUGAGGAACUGUGAUCCUUGCGGGCCACCGUCCCGGAAGUGGACGGUAGAGGAAGAAAGCAGUGGGUUGGUGGGGAGGAAUGUUUCUCGAGAUUCUAGGUGAGGAGUCACAGAACUUUUGUGGCGUGUGUUGACAGGACGGACUCAGAGGUUUUAGUCACUUGACCAGAAGGAGCCAGCGUCUCUGCAGAGCCCGACCUGUUUGUGGUGAGGCAGAAGGUGGCCAGGUUGAGUGAGCCCCGGGUCUUCUGGUAGAAGUCCAUCUGAGAAGGCCAGUCCUUUUUCCGUAGAGACCUUAGGGAUCAGCUGAUGCUUUAGUGGCUUAAUGGCCCAGCGGGCAGUGUGGCUCAUAAGCCGCGAGCCGGGAACUCCAUUUUGUGGCACCGUCAGAUUCUCCAGACGGUAUCCAACUGUUGAAAAACGAGCCAAAGUCUUCAAUGGAGCAAGUUAUGUGCCUAUUCCUGAAGAUGGUCCCUUUCUUAAAGCACUACUCUUUGAACUUAGAUUAUUGGAUGAUGAUGAGGACUUCAUAGAGAGUCGUGAUAGCUGUUCACACAUCAAUAAAACAUCCGUCUAUGGGCUCCUCAUAGGAGGUGGAGAACUCUGGCCAGUUGUUGCUUUUCUGAAGAAUAACAUGAUAUAUGCUUGUGUUCCACUAGUUGAACAAACUUUAUCCCCUCAUCCACCGUUAAUUAGCAUUAGUGGAAUUUCACAAGGCUUUGAACUUCUUUUUGGAGUACAGGAUUUUCUUUCCUUGAGUCAAAAAAAUGACACUGAGCUAAAUACAAAAUUGAACCAAUUACCUGAUUUGCUUCUACAAGCUUGUCCAUUUGGAACUUUGUUGGAUGCCAAUUUACAGAAUUCAUUGGAUAGUAUUAAUUUUGCUUCUGUGACUCAUUCACAAAAACAGCCAGCCUGGAAAGUUGGAACAUACAAAGGAAAACCACAAGUUUCUAUUUCUAUCACCGAAAAGGUAAAAUCCAUGCAAUACGAUAAAAAGGAUAUAGCAGAUACAUGGCAGGUCGUUGGAACUGUCACUUGCAAGUGUGACUUAGAAGGAAUCAUGCCAAAUGUUACCAUCAGCUUGAGUCUCCCCACCAAUGGGUCUCCACUUCAGGAUAUUCUAGUUCAUCCUUGUGUGACUUCUCUUGACUCUGCCAUUCUGACUUCUAGUAGCAUUGAUGGAAUGGAUGAUUCUGCAUUUAGCGGACCUUACAAAUUUCCACUCACACCUCCCUUAGAGUCAUUUAACUUAUGCUACUAUACUUCCCAGGUCCCUGUUCCACCGAUUUUGGGUUUUUAUCAAAUGAAAGAGGAAGAAAUACAAGUAAAAAUAACAGUUAAUUUAAAACUUCAUGAAAGUGUGAAAAAUAAUUUUGAGUUCUGUGAAGCUCAUAUACCUUUUUAUAAUAGGGGUCCAAUCACACAUGUGGAAUACAAAGUGAGUUUUGGCCAGCUUGAAGUAUUUCGAGAGAAAAGCUCAUUGGUCUGGAUUAUUGGACAGAAGUUCCCCAAAUCAAUGGAAAUUCAUCUUUCUGGAACUGUAACUUUUGGAGCCAAGAGUCAUGAGAAGCAGUCAUUUGAUGAGAUUUGCAUUGGAGGUACAGCAUAUUUAAAGCUUCAUUUUAGGAUCUUAGAUUAUACACUCACUGGUUGUUAUGCGGAUCAGCAUUCAGUUCAAGUUUUUGCAUCAGGAAAACCAAAAAUAAGUACACACCGGAAACUAAUUUCUUCUGACUAUUACAUCUGGAAUUCUAAGGCUCCUGCUCCAGUAACAUAUGGAUCAUUAUUACUGUAAUUAUCUCAUAUUUAAAUAGGAUUUAUAUAAUGGUAACAUAGUUCAAAUCAUUUGUCUUUUAUUUUUAAUGUGUAUGCAUAUAAACUAUGAAUGAAAAAAAAUCAUUGAGUGAUUUAAUUAUAAAAAUGUUAUUGUUUAAUGUUUUUAGAUUGACAUAGUUUGAAAGAACAUUUUAAAGGCUAAUGUCUCCUAUUUUGUUACCCUUUGAUUUUAUUCAAAUAAGAUUCAGAGCAUAAAACAGUCAUGAUUCACUUUAGGCUUAUUUUAGACUAGUCCUGGGUCACUCUACCAUACAUGCUCUUUCCUGUCCCUGUGGCAGACAUGACCAAUCAGUCACAGGCUUCUUUCUCCACUGAGCCUUCCUGGAUACGGGCUCAGUCUCCUCAUUGCAAAGGUGCAGGCAGCCAUUCCCAAUGGAUUGUAGAUGGUGUGCAAGAUAAAAAAACUCUUUAACCUUUCAAACCUGAGUAGUAAGCUCCUAGUACAAUGUGUUGUUGCAGAAUACCAGAUACCACAUCAGAAACCACUGUCAGUCUCUUGGAAAAAAAACAAAAACAAAAAACAAAAAAACAGUCAAUGAAAACAAAGUAAUGUUGUUUAAUUAGUAACCUGUUCUUAAUCAGAACUAUCUUAUUGACUAAUAAAGAAUCUGCAUAAUUCUAUAUAAGGUGUUUGUUUAUCUGUUCUAGAGUUACUUUACUUUUCAGGUGAACUUACUAAUCUGCCACAACAACAUUUUGCUCAGGAUGUCAAUAAGCAUACUAAGAGGAGUGGGAUACCUUCAAAAAAUGAGCAUAGUGUUUUUGUGAUCACUUAAUGCGUGCAAAUUUUUAAAAAUAAGUUUAGGAAUAAUACUGUUUUUCAUGUUUAUUAUAUGAAAGUUCUUAAUGAAUUCAGGUAAAAAUUCAAAAGCUGUUCUGUGAGUAGAGAGUAUUAGUCUUAUUUCAAUCUCAUGUGGCAUAUUUUGUCACUCCUGCUUUCUUAUUAGCAUUCUCUUGAUUUCUUUAGGAACCACCUGUACUCUUUAUUCUCUACCUGUCUUUACAAUUAUAUGUCUCAUUCUAUUUUCAAAGCAGUUCAUUGUCAAGUUGGACUUAAAGUGACCAUUCAAGAAAACAUGAAAUCUCAAGAUCCUUAAAACUUAAUCCAUGUCAAGUUUCUUUUUACAGAAUAGCAUUAGAAGCAUUAUAAAAAAUAUGCAUUACAGAUUAAUAUUCAAUUAAAUUAUCUCUUGGUUUCUAUUUCUUAAUGAGUCUCCUAAGGAAGAGCUUAAAGAAAGCUUCUAACUCCUUGAAAGAGAGCGAUGAUAGUUUGAAGGGAUAUUGCAAAUAAAUUUAGGAUUUAAAAUAUGAUUUUUUAAAUUAGGGUCAAUCUCACUCAUUAUAAAUUCUCAUUUUCUCAAGGCAUUAUCAUGGCAGAAUGCUCCAUGUUCAAAAUUAUCCCAAGUAACAAAGAAAAUAGAAUAACUGCCUGACCAGGACUUUAACUUAUUAUUCUAGCUUAAUCAUAGAUAAUCAGUAGUAAAAACUUUUCUUUUGAAAGAAGGAAAAAGCCAUUUCCCUUAAGUUAUUUGAUCUCUCUUAAACUCAAGGGAAGCUUAACAUUUAACUUAUGUUAAUAUUAAUGGAGCCAUUUGGACAUCUUGAUUAUUGUAUAAAUGUUGGGUAGAGUACACUACGAUAGGCAAGAGGCAUUUAUCUAGUAAGUACACAGAUAUUCAGUAUAAUAAUCCCCUAGGGAAAACUUUCCUUACAAGCUAUCAGAAAAACCAGUGAAUCUUUGGUUUGACAUUUCUAGAAGCCUGAGGAAAAUGUAGGGAGUCCUGGAAAAGUAUAGGGCGAAGGGGAACCUGAUGCCAUCUGUUGCCAUUCCAUUCUAACAUAAUGCUACAGAACUAAAACCAACUCAUGUUUUCAUCCUGUUGAGAUCAGCUGGGCACACUGUGAUGCUUUUGAUUUUGUCUAGAAACCUGUCACUUCAGGAUAAUUUCUGAAGACAAAGUCUGUUUCCCGUUUGGUAGGUGACCUGUUUAAUGUUUUCCCUGUGUCUGGGAACUCCUUAGUGUAAUUAGCGACCUUUGAACUCCACAACUAAUCCUGAGCUAUUUUGUAUUCCUUACUCAUCUUUAAGGCUGGACCUUUCUUUUCUUCAGAGUCCGCUGCCACAAUUAAAGAAGAAACAGCUGCAUUUCAAAGGGAUUCCGAUUCCAGAAGCUUAAUCGUGAUUGACAUGUUCUUAUUCUAAGCUAUAAGACACUCUUAAGAGUCCUUUCUUGGGUUAAAACUUCAAUCAUUUUCUAAAAAAUUAUCUCACUAUGGAUUUUAUUCAUUUUCUUUGAUAACUAUUCUUUGCAUUUUUUAACUUGAAAGAUGCUUUGCGUUUGUGGUGAAUAUGAGCAUCUACUUCCAGUUAAAGAUUUGGAUGGUGUCAGACAUACUCUAGACGCAAAAUUGCUAAAUUCCCUUUUAGUGCCAAAAUAUGAUUAUGAAAUCUGAUGUCUGUCGUAAGGGUAAUUAUUCUUCAGUAGACCCCAAAGGUACAAAAAGUGUUAAAUUUCUGAAAACGGACUCAAAAAAAUAGUUCAUGAUUUUCAUAAAACCCUUCUUCAUUUUUUACUAAACAAUAUUUUUAAAACUUUAUAAAGCCAGCAGUACUCUUAGAGUAUAAGUUAAUACCUUUACACUGGUGGGCACUUUUUACUUUUCUUUUUUAGAUAAUCAGUGUGAACGUCAGGUUUGAAGUAAAUGGCCUUCUCAGGAAUUCUUAAGAGAAUUAUUUAUAUAAAAAGGCUUUUUUGAUUAAAGAAUAGUCUGUCUCAUAAACUAAUUUUUUCACACCAACUCAGUGUUUCUCAGUUAAAAUUAUUGUCGUUUUUAUACAUUGUGUGAUUUAAGAUCUUUCAAAGCACAAUUUUAUAUACAGUAACAACUAAUAUUUUCUUUCAUGUUGUAUUAUAGUAUUUCAGGCUGCUUUAUAGAUAUUCAUAUACCCCUGUACCACCCCUGAGAGGUAGGUAGGUCGAGUUAUCAUCCAGAGCCUCUGUGGGGACUGCUGCCAUAGCAGAACGGUCGUUUCUAAGACAAAGGUCAGAAAAGGGAUGUUAAUAAACAGUCCUCAGGUUUAAGGGACUUUUUUUAGGAUUACAUCUUAAAUUCCAACAAAUCAGAUUUAGGAGUUACUGAAAGUGAAAUUGAUCCAUCCCUCAUCCAAACUUUGCAAUACUUUCCUGUUCUGACAUCAUUUAGAUAGUUAGCUGUAUUAUCAGAUUAGAAACCAUUGUACCCAGCUGCUGAAAGGAAAAGGAGGCAAAAAGCUAAACAUGGGAUGAAUUCUGAACCUUUUAACCUGGCUGAAGUACGUUGGUCCCUGUUAUGCAAAUACCUUCAAUCCUCUGCUAAGUUCAGUGGAAAUAAUUUUCUUGAAUGACAGGUUUAUUCAGCAAGGAUUCAGUUGGUGAUUAAUCCCCCUUUGAUCUAGGGUAUUUCACUUAACUACCAGUUACCUCGUUCUGACAAAGUGCAACUGAGAUUAGGGAGAUCACUAGAACACUACCAGGGUGUGCGUUUAUUCUCUCUAACCUUUUAAAGCAAGGGCCAAGAAUGCAAUUUAUUUUCAGUAUUUGAAGAUGUAAAGUCCUGUCUGCUAAGUUAGAAAGUCAAUUGAAUACCAAAUGAAGUUUAUUUCUUACGUAAUAGAACAAACAUUUCUUUUUGCUUUGACUAACAAUGAUUUUAGGCAACAUAGGCUUUGAAGAAAGAAGAAACAAAGACUAUAUUCUAAGUAUAUCUUCUAGUUUUAUUUCAUGUACUAGAGUGUAUACUUAUUGGCCCUGCGAUAAACCCAAAAUCAAAGCAAUGGCUACAACUUAGGCUGAGAAAAUGCUUCUAUUUUUAUUAAACUGCAUGGUUUCUCCUCGCCCUCCCCCCCAUUAAAAAAAAAAUGUCAUGCUAUGUGGUAAAGAAAUCCAAUGGGGGAAACAUGUAAUACACAAUUAUUCAUCUUAAGACUUAGGGUUUCAAAGCUUUAUUUGUUAACUUUGUUCUUUCUUGAGGAAAAAAGGCUUGUUACAUUGCCAUCAUAAGAUAAUCAUGUUCUUUUUCAGAAUGAUGUUUUUUUCUAUGAAGGUAAAUGAUGCCAUUAUAAAAACAAUUCAGAUUAUUUUAAAUUAUUAAAAUAACUGCCUCCCACUGUA
Messenger RNA from Panthera uncia (snow leopard), 6086 nucleotides. RefSeq names its product adaptor related protein complex 5 subunit mu 1 (gene AP5M1). The coding region runs from base 422 to 1894 and encodes 490 amino acids. The transcript is spliced from 8 exons. The record is from RefSeq and is a predicted model, not a curated record. Gene Ontology annotation, biological process: endosomal transport. Gene Ontology annotation, cellular component: lysosome; cytosol; late endosome. Lineage: Eukaryota; Metazoa; Chordata; Mammalia; Carnivora; Felidae.